AUGGCUUCACAACCUACGCCCGGCUCGCAACCCCCUCCUCACCAAGCAGGCAACUCUGCCAACAACAUCAUCACGGCGCUGGGCAAUGCGUUCCGUUCUCAGACAGGCGAGCCACUCUCUGGAGACAAGAUCGCGCAGCUGCUGUUCCAGAACAUGAACCAGCUUGGGGAGCUCGCGAAGCAAGGCAAGCUGAAUCAAGAGCAAAUAAUGCAGGUGCGGUGGUGGCCCUCUUCUCCGUUGAUAACAGGACACACUAACCUCAAACAAUACGCAGACAAAUAUAAGCCUCAGGCUGCAGCUACAGCCGCUACAUCGUCCACUUCCGCAAUCCCUCAAGCGGCACCCGCACCAACAGCAGCACCAGCCACACCCCUCACCAAACCAGCUCCAUACCCCUCACAACUUCCACAUCCUGGCGUCAAACCCACCAACUCUCCCGCGCCCGUCCUCAGCCAAGGCGCUCUCACACAGAGCUAUCCCAUAUCGGACAGGCUAGAAGGCAUAACUAACCCGGGACCCGUCCCGUGGACCCCUUCGCAACAAGGGCGACCUACGCUUACGGGCGGAAUGGCUGCAGGCAGGAUGGCAGGUACUCCCGCGCAAGUAGCACGAGGGGGCGAAGAUGUGUCGAUGUUCAACUUCGACGACAAUCGGGCGAGGCGGAAGAACACGCCAGGUGAUCAGAGCAUGCGGCGGUCAAUACAGGACUUGGUGUCGAGCAUAGACCCGAACGUCAGGAUCGAGCCGGAUGUCGAAGACCUGCUGCUCGACAUCGCCGAUGAAUUCAUCGACUCGGUCACCAACUUCGGCUGCAGGUUGGCGAAGCAUCGCGGUGGCGAUACGCUCGAAGUGCGGGAUCUCCAACUUCACCUCGAGCGGAACCACAACAUCCGCAUACCUGGUUUCGCGUCCGACGACACACGGGUGUCGCUCGCGCAGGCGACCGUCGCAAACGCCGCCAGUGGGCCCGCGAAAAAGGCCGGCCAGGGCACGCAUAUGACACUCAGGAGCCACCGGCUCGCGCAGGUGCAACAAGCGAAGCGAGAGAACAAGCUGAUGUGA
This is a messenger RNA of Punctularia strigosozonata HHB-11173 SS5, 1062 nucleotides long. RefSeq lists its product as uncharacterized. The coding region runs from base 1 to 1062 and encodes 353 amino acids. Gene Ontology annotation, cellular component: SLIK (SAGA-like) complex; transcription factor TFIID complex; SAGA complex. Gene Ontology annotation, molecular function: DNA binding; protein heterodimerization activity; TBP-class protein binding. Lineage: Eukaryota; Fungi; Basidiomycota; Agaricomycetes; Corticiales; Punctulariaceae. Gene Ontology annotation, biological process: RNA polymerase II preinitiation complex assembly; DNA-templated transcription initiation. The transcript is spliced from 6 exons. The record is from RefSeq and is a predicted model, not a curated record.